Didymodactylos carnosus is the source of this 261-nucleotide messenger RNA. Lineage: Eukaryota; Metazoa; Rotifera; Eurotatoria; Philodinida; Philodinidae. The record is from the annotation of a GenBank genome assembly.
AUGGUCCAGACUGGUUUAGGGUUUUCUUCUGUUAAACAAACAAAAUUAACACGUAAAGCAGCACAAAAAACAAAACAAAUCGAUAAACUGAUGCAAUUAUUGGAAUCAAAAACAAGAUUCUUAUCGGAUACAAUUGCGUCUCUUGCUCAUGUUGUCGGCGAACCUAUUGGUCGUGGACGAAAAGGAAAAAAACGCAAGCAUAAUGUUUCUAAGUCAGGCGUAUCAGACUCACCCUCAGGUUCAGCAUUAAAUCAAGAUUAA